Messenger RNA from Phaedon cochleariae (mustard beetle), 411 nucleotides. Lineage: Eukaryota; Metazoa; Arthropoda; Insecta; Coleoptera; Chrysomelidae. The record is from the annotation of a GenBank genome assembly.
AUGAGAAAGAAAAAGAAAGAAGGUCUCAUUCACAAACUCAUCAAGCUUAUACAUAAGAUCAUACUCGGAGUGGUCAUAGUGGCCGUAUUGAAUUACAUCCUGAAAUUCUACUAUGCCGGCCUGGCUUUCUUGAAAUGGCUAGUUUCCUUCAAAUACCUGAUCCUGAAGGCCAUUGCGUUCUGGAUAUGGGUUAAGCAUCAGAAGCACGCGGAGCCGGUGGUUCAUUUUGAGCAUGCGCACCACGAUUUCCAUGGACCCCAUGACAGCCAUGAAGAGUAUGAAACUUCUCAUGACGAUUAUGAAAACCAUGAGCAUCCAUACUGGGGUAGGGAAGACCGAGCUCACGAGAUGGCUUAUUCCAAACAGAUAUCGUCGAGUAAAGGCUCCUCAGAUUCUUGGUUUAGUAAAUAA